AUGGAAGCCUCCAGCAUAGACGACCAUCACCACCCUCCCGCCGGCCACGACGAGGCAACCCGCCAGUUCUUCUCCCACUCCAGCGCAAGACGCAUCAACACCGACGCCGUCAUCGCAAAGGCCCUGCGCAGCCAGCAUCCCAACCUCUCCCUCUCCAUCGCCCCGGCAGGAUCAUGCAACCUGCUCGCCUACGCGGCCAGCGGCCACGCCCAGAUGACGCCCGUGAGCGAUGACAACGACGAGCAUGAGCGUGAGCAUCAUCACGACGACGGCGGCCCUCACCGUGUCCCGUCCUCGCUGUCGUGGAAGGUCUACGUGCCGCCCGCCCGCCGCAUGGACGGCGACCUGGGCGCCCUCGCAAAGGAGGUCCUCUUUGAAAAGUACCUCCUCACGUGGAAGCAGAAGCAGGGCAAGGACAAGGACGACAACGAGAACGAGGAGCAGCAGCAGGCCGACUUCAUCGUCUACCUCGUCAACGGCCGCGACGGCGCCAGCUCGUACCCGCAGGUGACAAACUACUUCAUCCUCGCCGCGCACGAGCGCCUCGCCUCGCAGCUGAUCCUCGCCGCCGGGCGCUGGACCGGCGAGCUGCACGACGAGAUCUGGGUCUUUGACGGCGGCCGCUGGGCCAAGAACGCGGAGCUGUACCGCAGCGCCAUGAAGGCGUCGUGGGACAGCGUCAUCCUGGACGAGGAGAUGAAGGCGGCGCUGAUCGAGGACCACUUGUCCUUUUUCCGGUCGAGGGCCACCUAUGAGCGGCUCAAGGUGCCGUGGAAACGAGGCAUCAUCUACUAUGGCCCGCCGGGGAACGGCAAGACCAUUUCGAUCAAGGCGACGAUGAAUAUGCUCUAUCAUCUCAAGCAGCGGGUGACGACGCUGUAUGUGAGGUCUCUGAAGUCGUUUCUAGGACCAGAGAAGAGCAUUUCUCUCGUCUUUGAAAAGGCGAGAGAAUUCGCCCCCUGCUAUCUCGUCUUUGAAGACCUCGACACCAUCAUCACCGACGACGUCCGAAGCUAUUUCCUCAACGAGGUAGACGGCCUCAAGAGCAACGACGGCAUCUUUAUGAUUGGCAGCACCAACCACCUCGACCGCUUGGAUCCAGGCAUUUCCAAACGCCCCUCUCGCUUCGACAGGAAAUACCUCUUCCCAGACCCCGACCUCGCCCAGCGCGUCGCCUACGCCCGCUUCUGGCAGACGAAGCUCGCCGACAACAAAGCCAUCAGCUUCCCCGACAAGCUGUGCGCCGCCGUUGCGGACAUUACGGAUGGCUUCAGCUUCGCGUACAUGCAGGAGGCCUUUGUCGCGGCGCUGCUUGCUAUUGCGCGCAAGGAGCAGCCUGGCGACGACGACGACGACGACGACGACGACGACGAUGGAGAGGGUGAUGAUGAGGCGGAGGAGGCCAGCAUGGUCCAGACGGUGGAUUUGGCAGAGGACGACUGGUUGGAUGACUUGCCGCUUUGGGUGGAGAUGAAAAAGCAGGUUGCUAUUUUGCGGGAGGGCAUGGGGGACAAGACGGCGUGA
Molecule: messenger RNA, 1524 nt
Organism: Trichoderma citrinoviride
Lineage: Eukaryota; Fungi; Ascomycota; Sordariomycetes; Hypocreales; Hypocreaceae
Product: P-loop containing nucleoside triphosphate hydrolase protein
Exons: 4
Coding region: 1-1524 (507 amino acids)
Biological process (GO): protein import into peroxisome matrix
Cellular component (GO): cytosol; peroxisomal membrane
Molecular function (GO): ATP binding; ATP hydrolysis activity
Source: RefSeq, a predicted model, not a curated record